Messenger RNA from Pseudopodoces humilis (Tibetan ground-tit), 610 nucleotides. The record is from RefSeq and is a predicted model, not a curated record. NCBI's taxonomy places the organism in Eukaryota, Metazoa, Chordata, Aves, Passeriformes, Paridae.
UCCAGUUCCUCGUGGCUGCUCUGGGAAGGGGUCAAAGGUCACGGAAUGGAGCGGGAAAGGCUCGGAGCACUGGUGAUACUGGGAGUUCUGUCCCUGGCCAGAGGGGACCCCCCCGAUGCCACCAGUCCUUUCCACUAUGACUGGUGUCACCUGCGCGUCGGUGGCCUCGUGGUGGCAGCGGUGCUGAGCGUGGUGGGGAUCAUUGUCCUGUUCAGUGGGAAGUGCAAGUGCCGGAGCAAGGCCAGCCGCCGCCACCCCCCAGCAGAGCUGUCACCCCUGGCAGGGACAGGAGCCACCGGCUCGCGCUGAGCUGUCCCCAAGUGUCCCCAAACGUCCCCGAGAGGUGACAGAGGGGAGGGGACGGAGCCCUCGGGGAUGUCCCCAAAUGUCCCCAAGGAGGAGCAGGAAUAAAAAUGGGGCAAAAAAAGGAGAUUUUGGUCAUUGGGGGAGGGGCGGCAACAGCGGGGGACGGAGGAGGUGACACGGGGACAUCGGGUGAGGGUGGUGGCACCAGGAGGUGACACGGGGACAUCGGGUGAGGGUGGUGGCACCAGGAGGUGACACGGGGACAUCGGGUGAGGGUGGUGGCACCAGGAGGUGACACGGGGAC